This is a messenger RNA of Labrus bergylta (ballan wrasse), 577 nucleotides long. The record is from RefSeq and is a predicted model, not a curated record. Lineage: Eukaryota; Metazoa; Chordata; Actinopteri; Labriformes; Labridae.
UUGAGCUCGACAGAUAAUAAUACAAGGAAAGCUUCAACUUCUCUGUCAUGUCUUAAGCUGGACUUUUCAUAAAUAUCAGGAUGCUCUUCAUUUGAUGGACACAGACCCAGCGCCGACUGAAUACUUCUCUCCGGGUCUAUGGCUGAAAUUAUGGUCCAAAGUAUUCUCUGUGUGAUAUUUCUCAGCACGUUGCACAUGGCAUCAUCUUUGGAGCUUCAACUUGGCAUGCCAAAUGUCUGUGCUGACCAGGAGUUGUCCAUGUUGGGUAACCGUCAGCCUUGUGUCCAGGCUUUUACCCGCAUAGUAAAAGUCUGGAAACAGGGCUGCAACAGCCACAGUUGGUGUAUGGGCUAUGAGAGAAGGACAGCAUACUACACAGUGUACAGGCAGGUGUACAGCAUGGAUAUGCACACCAUUUCUAAGUGCUGCCCAGGCUGGACUCAGAAGGGUGAAGAGUCAGGCUGCCUGCAUAGAGUGUGUGGUGCCAAUACAUGUUUCAAUGGAGGCCAAUGUGCAGAGACUGGAGACCAGAUAUGUCAUUGUCCACUGGGCUUUAAAGGGACCCGGUGCCAAUAUG